AUGCCAACAUUGGAAACCUACAAUGGCUACCACCUGUGGAACUAUAUCCCAUCACGGCCGGCUGCUAUUACAUUCAUCGUCGUCUUUACCAUCCUGACGGUAGGCCACAUAUGGAGAAUGCUCCGUCAUAAGAUGUGGUUCUGCAUCCCGUUCGUGGUUGGCGGUGCCUUCGAGGUCAUCGGAUAUGUCCUCAGAGCUCUAGCCUACGAUAAGACGGGCGAACUCAUCCCCUACGUCCUCCAGUCGAGCUUCCUCCUCCUCGGACCGGUCCUCUUCGCCGCUUCUCUAUACAUGACACUUGGCAGGGUCAUCCGUGCUGUGGACGGCGAGGCACUCUCGUUGGUUCCUCUGCGCUGGCUGACACGCAUCUUUGUCGCCGGGGACGUCAUCAGCUUCAUCGUCCAAGCGAGUGGUGCGGCAAUCAAGUCACAGGUCAAAGACAACAACCCGGCCGUGGGAACAAACAUUGUCGUGGGCGGUCUGGUCUUCCAGGUCAUAAUCUUUGGCAUAUUUAUGGUGGUUGCCGCUGUGUUCAACAGGCGCUUCCGCAAAUCGAACGGCUCGAGCCGUACUCAGGAUGUCCCAUGGCAGGCGGCCCUAAACAUGCUGUACGCCACGUCGGCCAUGAUUAUGGCAAGGAACAUCUUCCGCGUGGUGGAAUACGCCAUGGGUAACGACGGGUACCUGUUGAGCGUGGAAUGGUCCGUGAACGUGUUUGACGCCGGGCUCAUGUCGUUGACUAUGGCGUGCUUCUUUUGGUGGUACCCCAGCCAGCUCAUCCCCGCGAUGGGGGUGAAGAGCGAGGAAACUACAUCGGCCGACAUAGAGUUGCUGAGGAAAUGA
Messenger RNA from Fusarium vanettenii 77-13-4, 843 nucleotides. RefSeq lists its product as uncharacterized. The transcript has 2 exons. The record is from RefSeq and is a predicted model, not a curated record. The coding region runs from base 1 to 843 and encodes 280 amino acids. Gene Ontology annotation, cellular component: membrane. Lineage: Eukaryota; Fungi; Ascomycota; Sordariomycetes; Hypocreales; Nectriaceae.